AUGCCGCGUGACUACUCCCGAUCGGCAUCCCCCGUGUCCCAUCACACCAAGGACAGAAACUAUCGCGAUCGCACCGACAGCCGUCCCAAGCGCAAAGACCGCGAUGGCUCCGACGACGCCGCCCCCGCCCGCAAGAAGAUCCAACAACAGAUGCCCCGCAAAGAAACCAACUAUCCGUCGGUGAACGAGCUGAAGAAACGCAUCCGGGAUGUCAAGCGGCUGUUGAACAAGGUCGAUCUGCCCGCCGAUGCUCGCAUCGUGCAGGAACGAGCGUUGGCCGGGUACGAGCAGGAUCUGGAGGAUGAGAACAACCGUCGGGAUCGGUCGAAGAUGAUUAAGAAGUAUCAUUUUGUUCGGUUUUUGGACCGAAAAACGGCCACCAAAGACGUCAACCGACUUCUGCGACGCGAGAAAGCAAUCUCCGAAUCAUCCGACCCAGCCGCCUCAUCCAAAAAGAAAAAACUAGAACAGAAGAUCCACAUCGCUCGCGUCAACCUCAAUUAUACCAUCUACUACCCUCUCACGGAGAAAUACAUCGCGCUGUACGCGAAGGUCAAGAAGGAGAAAGAAUCCUCAUCGAAAGACGACGCCGCGGAGGAUUCAGCAGACGACGCUGGGUUCAAGGCCAUUCAUGCUACGGUGGCGGAUAAGCCGGCGUUAUGGCAUACGGUCGAGAAGUGCAUGAAGGACGGGACGCUGGAUCUUCUGCGGGAUGGGAAGCUAGCGUCGUCCUCGUCGAGGGAGGAGGGAAGCGGACAGCAGCAGAAGAGUUCGAGUUCGGGUCGGCAAUCGGAGAAGAGCAAGAGCAAUGCCGCCAAGUCGAAUAAUAAAAAGACGGACUCGAAGAAAGACAAGACGACGAAGACAUCGAGUCGUGGUGUUGCUGCGAAUAAGAAGAAUGAGCGCUCUUCGUCCAAGGCGGUCGUUCAUGAGAACAAUGAUGAUGACGACGCGAGUGAUGGAGGGUUCUUUGAGAUGUGA
This is a messenger RNA of Aspergillus affinis, 981 nucleotides long. Its product is annotated as Efg1 domain-containing protein. The transcript has 2 exons. The coding region runs from base 1 to 981 and encodes 326 amino acids. Gene Ontology annotation, cellular component: nucleolus; preribosome, small subunit precursor. The record is from RefSeq and is a predicted model, not a curated record. NCBI's taxonomy places the organism in Eukaryota, Fungi, Ascomycota, Eurotiomycetes, Eurotiales, Aspergillaceae. Gene Ontology annotation, biological process: maturation of SSU-rRNA from tricistronic rRNA transcript (SSU-rRNA, 5.8S rRNA, LSU-rRNA).